Varroa destructor (honeybee mite) is the source of this 3245-nucleotide messenger RNA. Its product is annotated as mitochondrial tRNA methylthiotransferase CDK5RAP1. Gene Ontology annotation, molecular function: 4 iron, 4 sulfur cluster binding; tRNA-2-methylthio-N(6)-dimethylallyladenosine(37) synthase activity. Gene Ontology annotation, cellular component: mitochondrion; cytosol. Gene Ontology annotation, biological process: negative regulation of cyclin-dependent protein serine/threonine kinase activity; tRNA modification. NCBI's taxonomy places the organism in Eukaryota, Metazoa, Arthropoda, Arachnida, Mesostigmata, Varroidae. The record is from RefSeq and is a predicted model, not a curated record.
UUAUGUAGCGGCGCUGGUGCGCGGAUGCGCAUAAAAUUUGAGAAUAGAACGAUACCAGGAUGCACGGUUAUUUUUUGAAAGGGGUCGCUUAUUAUUCUCAAGAUGUUGGACAAUGCGAUUGGGCGUCAAAAAGAACCAGCUAGGCAAUGACAUAAAGACGCUGGACGCUAUGUAAAAAGAGCUUGUUUACUGAGCAAGAGGUUUGCCUGUGCGCAAGUUUUCUGAAGUGGUAGUAGUGAAUAUCUAAAUCGACAAAACACAGCGCUUUCUUUACCUAGAUUCGCAGACUAUAUACUUUUUGGGAAUGUGUAUUAUAAAGUCUUAUUAGCCAAGUCGUGAGUUGUCAUAUAGAGCAUGGUAUGUGGUGGAAGCUCUAAUAUAUAAUAAUAUAUAUUAAAAGAAACAACGUUUUCUAAAAUUUGACUAAAAAAAAUGCUGUCCGUCGGGUGGAUGCAUCUACGGCCUAUACUAAGGCGAAGUUGUAGUUCAUGGUCGAAAAAGUUAGCCGAAGGCCCACCUUUGGAAAGUUUUGUUGCUGAUGCGGCCCUUUUAAAUCGGAAUGUUGCUAAUGAUGAGUUUCCUACAGAAAUGCCAUAUCUCAAUCCUCACGUUGAGAAAAAGAACGUUUUCUUUGAGGUGUAUGGUUGUCAGAUGAAUGUCAAUGACACUGAGAUCGUAUGGUCGAUUCUUAAUAAGAGUGGCUAUAAAAGGGUUACCGAACAGCACCAAGCUGAUGUUAUUCUUAUCAUGACGUGUUCAAUACGCGAGGGUGCGGAAAACAAAAUUUGGCAUCGACUUCGCCAGCUCAAGGGAAUAAAACGCGAAAGAUUUUUGCAGAUCGGGGUCCUUGGCUGUAUGGCAGAGCGAUUGAAAACGACUCUGCUCGAAGUCGAGAAGAGCGUCGACGUUAUUGCAGGCCCAGAUAGUUACCGCGAUCUUCCACGUUUGUUAGAGACUGCGCACGGGGGCCAGACAGGUGUAAAUGUUCAGUUGUCAUUGGACGAAACUUACGCGGACGUAACACCUGUUCGACUAGAUGCGAACAGAAAGACUGCCUUCAUUUCGAUUAUGAGAGGAUGCAAUAAUCUGUGUACAUAUUGUAUCGUCCCUUUUACCAGAGGUCGGGAACGUUCACGGCCGCUGGCCUCGAUCCUGGAUGAAGUUCGUCAUCUGUCCUUCAACGGAGUGAAGCAAAUUACUCUUCUUGGUCAAAACGUUAACAGCUACCGCGAUAUGUCAGCUGAGUCUCAUCCCUUUAUCCAAUACACUGGUGUUGGCCUGGCGAAAGGCUUCAAACAGCGAUGCAAAUUGCCAACUAGCGGGCUUGGCUUUGCCGACCUCCUUCAUCAAGUUGCACAAAUCGACCCGGAGAUGAGAAUCCGGUUUACCUCGCCACAUCCCAAGGACUUUCCAAACGAAGUUCUCCAGGUGAUUUCGUCGCACCGAAAUAUCUGCAACCACCUCCAUUUGCCGGCUCAGAGCGGUAGCACGGUCGUGCUAGAGCGCAUGGCUCGAGGGUAUUCGCGUGAGGACUACCUAUCUCUGGUGGAGACAAUUCGAAGCUAUCUUCCAAACGUUGGGCUAACAAGUGAUUUCAUUAGUGGAUUCUGCGGUGAAACUGAGGAAGACCAUGAGAUGACAGUCGAUCUCGUUCGAAAGGUGAAUUAUAACUUCUGUUUCGUGUUCCCGUACAGUAUGCGAGAGAAGACAAAAGCUCACCGAAAUCUUGAAGAUCUCAUUCCGAUGGAAGUGAAAAAACGUCGUGCCACAGAGGUAUUGGCCGCUUUUCGACAGACUGUUACUCCUCACUUUAAGGCACAAAUUGGUGAUACACAAUUAAUUCUUGUGGAAGGUAGCCCUCGACGGUCAGAUCAGCAGCUCUUUGGACGGAAUGAAGGUAAUACGAAGGUUAUCAUUGACACGGUAACUGUAAACAGUAAACAAAUUUCACCUGGGGAUUAUAUCGCAGUCCAAGUAACUGAUAGUAACUCGCAAGUGCUAAAAGGUCGGCCGCUGUACAAAACGACACUUCAUGAAUUUGAUACCACAGCGACGACGAAAUCGCGUGAAACUUCUCGCAUUUAACAUAAUAUCCAGCUUGUUAAUAAGUAAUGAUUGUGUCAACAGGAAAAUGCUUGUGAAGCAUACGUUAUACAAAUCCAAACAGUUUACAAAGAUAUACAAAAAAAAUUUUUAAAAUAAAAAGAAAAUACAAAAAAAAUACGAAAGAAUACGUUCACGGAAGUUUGAAUUUUGCAUCGCAGCGAAGUAUCCUGAGUUUGCCUAUAUACAGCUCGAGAGCACAAUAACAAAGAUAGUAACUUAAGCCCAAUAAAUAAAACUACCUAAAAUGAACUCCACAUAUAUAAGUGUACGCCCUUCAUAUACAGCCAAAUUUUUAAACAGAAAAAUAUAACUAUGAAUUAACACUAAUAGGUUUUGCUACAGGUAUACAACUUUCGAAUUUUUCUAUUUUGAAGGUUAGCUAAAUAAAGAAACGUGCGUUUUUUAUUGGAAAAAAAUAUUCGAGUAUACACAUUUUUAUUAUCAUUUUUCUUCAUCAUAAUCCUAUUAUUGCCCACUUCGCGUGGACUUCGUCGGCUUUCCCUUGCGCAAAUAUUCGUCUGCCUCUUUACCGUUUUCCCUCAAUUAGAAUUACGUUAUUGUAAAUAUCUGAUCACCUCUUUGUGUCGUUUACAUUUUUGUUGUAAUUGCAUCUGCGUUUCGCUCUUUGCAUUGCUGUUUCGUAGUGUUUUCUCACGUAUUUGUUAAAAUAUCGCAGAUUGGCUACGUCUGACCAGUUUUCCUUUUCGCACUUUAUCUCUUGUUUAGCCUGAAUAGUCGUCCACGUUUUACUUUUUUUUAAUACUUUUCCAAGAACUGUUCUCAAUUUUUGUGUGUGUUGUGCGCCGUUUCUGUCAGUUUUACGCACAUUGUGUUGUAUCCUAGUUCGCCGCUGGGUUUCAUUGGAUCGUACUCUUGCCCAGUGGAACACUUCUGUUUUUCUGGAGUUGUAGAGUGACUAUAUAUAUAUAGAUAUAUAUAUUAGUUCCUCUAUGUAUAUAUAUAUAUAUUUCUGUUCGAUGACUCAAGUUGCUUACUGCUGUAUAAAUGAAUAGGGAAAAUGUUUCACUACUAAAUUUGUUUUAAAAAUUAUUUAGAAUUUAGCGUUCGAUUACUCCACUGCUUAUUCUUAGGAAUUAGUAUUUGCUUUUGUUUCUAUCCGUUUAUUCUUUUUAAUUUUU